Oncorhynchus tshawytscha (Chinook salmon) is the source of this 3941-nucleotide messenger RNA. RefSeq names its product transcriptional enhancer factor TEF-5. Gene Ontology annotation, molecular function: RNA polymerase II cis-regulatory region sequence-specific DNA binding; DNA-binding transcription factor activity, RNA polymerase II-specific. The record is from RefSeq and is a predicted model, not a curated record. Gene Ontology annotation, biological process: embryonic organ development; hippo signaling; positive regulation of transcription by RNA polymerase II. Gene Ontology annotation, cellular component: transcription regulator complex. NCBI's taxonomy places the organism in Eukaryota, Metazoa, Chordata, Actinopteri, Salmoniformes, Salmonidae.
CCAGAGAACGAAAGGCAACUUCAACGAAGAAUCCUCUCUUGAUAUGACUUCUCUGAAAUCGUCUACGGUAGGAUCGACACCCGGUACCGUAUUUUCAAAAUCGUGGGGGGAGAUUUCAGUAAAGUCACUGCCCCCAAGUAUGUUGAUUGACGUUACUCAAUGGCUCCUCCCUGAAAUAUUUUUUUCUUCGUUUUCCAGUGUAGUGCGUUGAUUUCAUACCAAAGUCAUACCUAACAUUCCACUUACACUGUCAAACCAGGAUAAAUAUUAUUGAAAACGAUAAUGCGCCCCAAAAUUAAGUAUCAAAAUGAGUAAAUUACCUUCGCUUUUGUCAGGAGGGGUGACUACCAAAUAAAAGCUGCUUGGACCUGGACCACUUUCCUCUAAACUUGUUCUCCAGAAGAAUCAAGUGGUUAUAUACCCAAGAAUUGACAGACAGUGAAAGGCAAAUUGGAGGAAUACAUAACUCGACAUUUUACGCGCUGUUUUGCUGCACCCCAUAGAUCCUCUGACUGUGGGGCUCGGGGUCGGGCCCAGGGUGAGCCGCCACCAUUGCUUCCAACGAGUGGAGUGCCAACGGUAGCCCGGGGGAUGGGCUGGACGAGGGGAACGAUGAGCUGGACAAGGCCAUGGACGGGGACGCCGAGGGGGUGUGGAGCCCAGACAUAGAGCAGAGCUUCCAGGAGGCCCUGGCCAUACCCCCCUGUGGACGGAGGAAAAUCAUCCUCUCAGACGAAGGCAAGAUGUACGGUCGCAAUGAGUUGAUAGCCAGGUACAUCAAGCUGAGGACAGGCAAAACCCGCACAAGAAAGCAGGUUUCUAGCCAUUUGCAAGUUCUCGCCCGGAGAAAAUCUCGCGAGAUCCAGUCAAAGCUGAAGGCCAUGAAUUUGGACCAGGCGUCUAAAGACAAGGCCCUCCAGAACAUGGCAGCACUGUCGUCUGCUCAGAUUGUGUCACCGAGCCUGAUCAAGAGCCAGCUACCCCCGCUGCCCCAUUCACCCUACCCCCCGCAAGCCAGGUUUUGGCCAGGCCCUAUCCCAGGACAACCUGGCCCCUCUCAGGAUAUCAAACCUUUUGCACAGUCCCCAUACCCAAACCUACCAGGCCCUGCUCCCCCACCUAUAUCAACCUAUGAACCCUUGGCACCCCCCCUCCCCCCGGCUGCUACGGCAGUACCCGUGUGGCAGGACCGGACCAUCGCCUCCUCCAAGCUGCGGAUGCUAGAGUACUCUGCCUUUAUGGAGGUGCAGAGGGACCCGGACAACUACAGCAAACACCUGUUUGUCCACAUUGGUCAGACCAACCCUUCCUACAGCGACCCUCUACUGGAGGCAGUGGACAUCAGGCAGAUCUACGACAAGUUCCCAGAGAAGAAAGGCGGACUCAAAGAGCUUUAUGAGAAAGGCCCCCAGAAUGCCUUUUUCCUAGUCAAAUUUUGGGCGGAUCUUAACAGCAGUGGCAUGCAGGACGGCCCAGGCUCCUUCUAUGGAGUCAGUAGCCAGUACAGCAGCUCUGAGAACAUGACCAUCACCGUCUCCACCAAAGUCUGCUCCUUCGGCAAACAGGUGGUCGAGAAAGUAGAGACGGAGUACGCCCGAAUGGAAGGAGGGAAGUGUGUCUACAGAAUCCACCGCUCUCCCAUGUGCGAGUACAUGAUCAACUUUAUCCACAAGCUCAAACACCUGCCAGAAAAAUACAUGAUGAAUAGUGUUCUGGAAAACUUUACCAUCCUUCAGGUGGUGACAAACCGUGAUACUCAGGAGACCUUGCUGUGUAUAGCGUUUGUGUUUGAGGUCUCAACGAGUGAACACGGGGCACAGUACCACGUCUACAGGCUUGUCAAAGACUGACCCACCCACCGUUCUGCAGGGAGGUUUGGGAAUCGGCUUCCAAAGUACUGCGUGACACAAUCUGUACAGUACACACAGACUGCUCAACUGCCAAGAAACAUUUAAAAACGAUGUUAGAAUGAACUGACAUGAACAGAUUUUAUACUUCCACACAUGUUUUGGUAAAAUAGGAAAAAGGAUGAAGUCUCAGACAGGAACGGCAACUUAUUAACCAUAUAUUUAAAAUGUGCUAAGACAAAGUGGGUCAUAUUGGUAAUGACAAUAAAUGUACAGUAGCUUGAGAUGUUUUCACUGAGGGAAUGAGAAGGUGUCCAAGGUUAAGAGAGUUGUCUCCAAGGGAACACACUCUAAGCAAUAUGGGAAUAAGUGUAUAGAUUAGAACGGUACAGCUACAAGGACCAUCGAAGAAGAGCAAACCCAAAAUAAUCAAAGUAGAACUUUCCUACCGAGUGGUGUUGAUAAAUUAGAUAGCCAAGAGCCUUUCUCCAAAGACAAGUAUUGAUUGAUUGCCAGCCUCUCUGGAAUGCCUUAUUUACUACCUCUGGUCUUUAAAUAAAACAGAAAGAAACCAGACAGAUAUAAAAUGCAUAAAUGAAUUGGAAACUGAACAUUACUAUGCAGCUCACCCUUAUCUAGAUCCUCGAAGCACACUUCUUAUCCAGGCACAUUGUGUGACGGACAGAGAUGGAUGAAACUCUUAUUCGUUUUCAAUUGAUGCGUUGUCAUGAAUGGUUACACGUUUGGCUGCAGUCCACAUGUACAGUAAGGGGAUAGCGCGAUCAGAUCAUUCAGUUUCGAAACCCUUGGCUUAUUGGGUCUAGACAACAACACAUUUGUGCUGUGGUGCACUUAAAAUAUCAAGAAAGGGUGAAGCAACAAAUAUGUUUAUUUUCUGCCUUUAGUUAUGAUAUUGAAAUUAACUGUUUCUGUACUGUGAGUCAGUGGAUGCUACAGGAAUAUGUGUUACAUAGGAGUAUUUUUGGGACGUGUUUAUAUUUGUGAUUGACUUUAACUCGGCACAGAGACUAUAGCUGUUCUCUUAGAGUGGAGGGGAUUCAACACUGUUUUCUUAAAAACAUGGCUUGAGAAUUCUUCCGAUUAGAACUUGCCAAAUUGUAACUGACCAAAUGUACGGGUGAGUUCAACUAAUGUAAGAACUUCAGGUUCUCUUAUCUAAUCUCCCCAUUUGAGCAAUCCCAAUUGAUGGAUUUCACAUUUAGUCUGAUUGUAAAGCCUACAUGAUGUAAGAGAAGUUUAUCUUUUGUAAUGUAACCAAUAAAAACAAAAGCUCUCUCUUAUCAUGAGUUUAUCAACAAAUUCUACUCUUAAAUUUGUCAAUGCCAUCAGCCAAUGAAAAACAGCUUUUAUGUUUCUAAAAAUACCUAUCCUCUCUGUGCUGUGGUGUGUGACCAUUGAUUGUUAUUUAUAUUGAAACAAAUGGUGGGAGGGCUGGGCUGGGCUAUGGGCCAUGUGUUUAUCUUUUGCCAUGGCAAUGGAGGUGUUACAAGUAUUGCUGAGCUAAACUUUAUACUAAAGACAAGAUAAAUGUCAUCCCAUGGAUCUAGAUAGGGGAAAGUCUCUGCCUUGGAUGGUUCACUGGGCUUCUGUCAGAAGAAUUCAUACAUCAGACUUUGUAUGGUGGAUUUAGUACACCAGGAUUUGAAUGUCAUACUUCAAAAGCUAGACUUAAAACAACUGCUUAAUCUUUACUAGCAGAUGUCUCAAUUGUACCUUUUUUUUACAGGCCCCUUUUUUUAAAUUAUCAUAAUUCAUAUUUUUGUUUGUUGUUUUCUUUUGACUUUCAUUGGAAGCCAUAUGCAUCCAUUGAAAAUGUGUUUUUGUUGACAUUGAUGAUAAGAUCUUAUGUAUCAUAAUCUGAAUGGUGUGGGCAAAUUUUUGUUGGUUAAUAGGUGGUUUACUGUGGCCUUGGUUACCAAUUGUGCAUUGCAUUUUUGUAUGUUAUCUUUGAAGUAAGGGGGGUUGUAUUAUAUAAUCCAAUCAAAAAUAUGUAUAAUCUAACAAUAAAAGACGCAUUGUGCCUUUGGGGCCAUUUUCCCCCAGAAAACCCAUUAAAACAUGUUUGUAAUUUGA